AAAAAAAAAAAAAAAAAAUCAUGGCCGUUGCGAUGCAGACGGAGGAUUUUCCUAUUUUACCUUCAGGACUGGCGGAGGUAAAUCAGAUGAUAAAGGAGCACGGUGACCUGUUUUCUGAGGCCCAGUGUAAAGUGUGCAGUGCCGUUCUCAUUUCAGAGUCUCAGAAGUUGACUCAUUAUCAGAGCAAGAAACAUGCCAACAAAGUGCGGCGCUAUCUUUCCCUCCAAAACGAGAAGGAGCCAGUGUUCAAGAAGUUGAAGUCCCCCUCGUCUGACAAUCAGGACUGUAACAACGGAGACUCAGACCGGGAAAAGGUGUGCCACAUGUGCAACAUGACCUUCUCCUCUCCUGUCAUGGCUGAGUCUCACUAUCAGGGCAGAAUUCAUGCCAAGAACCUGAGACUGAAGACUGUCGGCCUACCCAACACAACGGUCGCUCCUCAGACAGCCCCACCGGCUCCGCCAAAGAAAACUCCAGCAGAUGAAUCCAGCGGCGCGCCGGCGGCGGGCAGCGACGACAACAACAACCCGGACCGCUUCUGCUCCAUCUGCCAGGCCUCCUUCAACAACCCGCUCAUGGCUCAGCAGCACUACGUAGGCAAGAGGCAUAGGAAACAGAUGAAGAAACGCAAACUGAUGGAGACGUACGGCCCGUCCACGUCCCCAGCUGCUACACUCAGAGGAUACCCCUGCACCAUCUGCAAACUUGAACUCAACUCUGUAGAGCAGUACCAGUCUCACAUCAGCGGUGCCAAACAUAAGAACCAGGUGAAGAAGUCGGGUGUGAAACCUGCCGAGGGUGAAAAGGUGGAGGAGCAGCCGCCACACAGCGACGACAACCAGUGCUCAGGCGGAGAAACCGAAUACACGGCUGCGGACGAUUACUACGGCAAAGAGGACGAGCAGUACGGCCCCGAGGACACCCAGUACUCUGAGGAGUACCAGUAAGACCCGAGGCAGGACCGGGACCGGGACUGGGGAGGGACUGCAGAGCCACAGACUGAACAGCCCCUUUAGCAGAUUCACCAAACAUCCACAUGGACCUCCAGCUCCUGCAGCAGUCUCUGAAUUCUUCAGAUUUUUGGUUCCCUUGUAAAACCCAGUCGUCAUCAUCCUCAUCCUCAUCAUCAUCAUCAUCAUCAUCAUCAUCAGCAGCAGCAGCAGCAGGUGUGAACCUCCAGAGCGCAGUGGUUCAGUGAGCUCCGACGUGGGUUUCUUCAGUUUGGACUCCUGACUAAAACGCUUCAAGAAUGUGUCAUUUUUGUUCAGUUCCCUCCUCUGAUGAAAAACAACGUAAUGUAGGAAUAGAAGAAGUGAUAAAACUGUUACACCCGUCAAAAUGUGA
Sphaeramia orbicularis (orbiculate cardinalfish) is the source of this 1344-nucleotide messenger RNA. It is a transcript of the gene znf346, whose product is annotated as zinc finger protein 346. The coding region runs from base 21 to 947 and encodes 308 amino acids. The record is from RefSeq and is a predicted model, not a curated record. Lineage: Eukaryota; Metazoa; Chordata; Actinopteri; Kurtiformes; Apogonidae. Gene Ontology annotation, molecular function: zinc ion binding; nucleic acid binding. The transcript has 7 exons.